AUGUCCAACUACCACGAAGAAGCUUACAACAAGAUCACUGCCACUGAAGUUGUUACCGAAGAACAUCAAGCCGAAUGGACCCACGAACUCCUCGGUGGUGCUGCUGCUUUCGGUGCCAUGGCCAUGUACAACAAGAAGCAAGAAGAAGAGGGUACUCCCGUUGACCACGCUAUGGCCAAGAACCUCCUCGCUGGUCUUGCUGGUGCUGCCGUUGAUAGACUCGUUGAGACCAAGGGUUUGGACUGGUUCGACAGACAAAAGGCCAAGAAGCACGCCGAAGAAGAGGCCCAAAAGUUGUACACUCAACAAACCGGUUACGAAUUCUAA
Messenger RNA from Mucor velutinosus, 327 nucleotides. RefSeq lists its product as uncharacterized. Bases 1 to 327 code for a protein of 108 amino acids. Lineage: Eukaryota; Fungi; Mucoromycota; Mucoromycetes; Mucorales; Mucoraceae. The record is from RefSeq and is a predicted model, not a curated record. The transcript has a single exon.